AUGACUGUCUAUUCCUUCUAUAUCUUUGACCGCCAUGCGGAAUGCAUCUACAAGCGCCGAUGGCUUCCGCGCCCGACAUCCGUCGUGGGCAAGCCCCAAGGUGGACCAACAGGUCAGACUGUACGAGCAAGCGAUGACGAUGCGAAGUUGGUAUUUGGUACCGUGUUCUCACUGCGAAACAUGGUGCGCAAGCUAGGAGGUGACGAUGACAAUUUCAUCUCAUACACCACCAGCCAGUACAAGCUGCACUAUUAUGAAACCCCGACAAAUAUCAAAUUCGUUAUGGUGACGGAUCUCAAGAGCCCAAGCAUGCGUAUCGCCCUGCAACAGAUCUAUAUCAAUCUGUUUGUGGAAUAUGUGGUCAAAAACCCAUUGUCUCCAGUCGAACACCCUGGUGGCGUGGGUGUGAACAAUGAGCUAUUUGAAGAAUCAUUAGAACAAUUCGUGCAGACUCGGGUUCUAGCGUGA
Molecule: messenger RNA, 468 nt
Organism: Penicillium verhagenii
Lineage: Eukaryota; Fungi; Ascomycota; Eurotiomycetes; Eurotiales; Aspergillaceae
Product: TRAPP subunit BET5
Exons: 5
Coding region: 1-468 (155 amino acids)
Biological process (GO): endoplasmic reticulum to Golgi vesicle-mediated transport
Cellular component (GO): TRAPP complex
Source: RefSeq, a predicted model, not a curated record